Molecule: messenger RNA, 2813 nt
Organism: Vitis vinifera (wine grape)
Lineage: Eukaryota; Viridiplantae; Streptophyta; Magnoliopsida; Vitales; Vitaceae
Product: stachyose synthase
Exons: 4
Coding region: 64-2607 (847 amino acids)
Source: RefSeq, a predicted model, not a curated record
CUUUCCCUCCAUUCAACUUUCAUUUCUUCUUACUGAUUUUCUCCAGUAAAUUCUUGUUCGUUCAUGGCGCCUCCUAACUUGUUCACUGAGAUUCAUUCCCAUAAUUCUCUCAAAGAGGGUGUUUCCACUUCGAGAUUUUCUUUGUCCCCAAAAGGAGAAAUCUCUGUAGAUGGGGUGACCCUUUUGUCUGACGUUCCAAACAACGUGAAACUUUCUGCUUUCUCUUCCAUUCCUCAUUUCUCCGAUGAUGAUGAUUCAAAACCACCAGAUUACAUGCUGAAGUCCGUUUUAUCCAAAUCCGAAAACGGAGCCUUCCUCGGAUUAUCCGUGAGGGAGCCCCAGGAUCGAAUCCUCAACCCCAUUGGGAAGCUCUUGAAUCGGAAGUUCAUGAGUAUUUUCCGGUUCAAGACGUGGUGGUCGACCAUGUGGAUUGGUUCAAAUGGCUCCGAUCUGCAAAUGGAGACCCAGGUGAUUCUUCUGCAAGUUCCAGAGUUCAACUCUUACGCCCUCAUUCUUCCUCUCAUAGAAGGGAGUUUCCGGUCGGCUAUUCACCCCGGUCCUGCCGGAGAAGUGGUGUUGUGCGUAGAGAGUGGCUCCACCAAAGUUAAGGGCAGUUCUUUCAGUUCUUGUGCUUAUUUUCACGUCGGAGACAACCCUUACGAUCUUUUCAGGGACGCUUUCGCCGCCGUUCGUGUUCAUUUGGGGACUUUCCGGCUCUUGGAGGAGAAAACUCCGCCGCGGAUUAUCGAUAAAUUCGGGUGGUGCUCGUGGGAUGCUUUUUAUCUCACGGUGGAGCCGGUCGGAGUGUGGCAUGGUGUUAAGAGCUUCCAAGAAAAUGGGUUUCCUCCCAGGUUUCUGAUCAUCGACGAUGGAUGGCAGAGCAUAAACAUGGACCACGAGCCCCCUCUACAGGACUCCAAAGAUCUAACGGGCCUCGGCUCACAGAUGCUCUGCAGGCUCUACAGAUUCAAGGAGAACGAGAAAUUCGCAAAGUACCAAGCGGGCGCAAUGCUAAAACUCCACUCUCCGAAAUUCAGUCAGGAGGAGCACGACAGGCGAUUCAAAGAGAUGGUUGCUCUCGCCAUGAAGAAGAAGGCCAUCAAGGAGGAAGGGGGCGAUGACUCGGGCCUUCCAGAGGCCACCAUCAUAGAGUACCUCAAGGAAGAAAAGGGGGUGAAGAGAGGGGGGCUGAAGGCACUUGUGAAUGAUUUGAAGGCAAAGUUUUCAGGGUUGGAUGAUGUUUAUGUGUGGCAUGCUCUGUGUGGAGCUUGGGGAGGGGUGAGGCCAGGGACUACCCACCUGGAUAACAAGGUCUGUGAAGCAACCAUAGCUGCAGGGCUUGAGAAGACCAUGUAUGAUUUGGCAGUUGUUAUGGUGGUUAAAGGUGGGAUUGGGCUGGUUAAUCCAAGCCAAGCUGGAGAUCUAUAUGAAUCCAUGCAUUCAUAUCUUGCUGAUGCUGGUAUCACUGGUGUGAAGGUGGAUGUCAUCCAUGCUCUGGAGUAUGUGGGUGAGGAAUAUGGCGGCAGAGUUGAGCUUGCCAGGGCAUACUAUGAUGGUCUGAGCCAGUCACUGAAGAAAAACUUUGGAGGAAGUGGCUUCAUAGCAAGCAUGGAGCAGUGCAAUGACUUCUUCUUCCUGGCCACAAAGCAAAUCUCCAUGGGCAGAGUUGGUGAUGACUUCUGGUUUGAAGAUCCUAAUGGAGAUCCCAUGGGAGUGUACUGGCUGCAAGGAGUCCACAUGAUCCAUUGCAGCUACAACAGCUUAUGGCAGGGACAGUUCAUACAACCUGACUGGGACAUGUUCCAAUCCGAUCAUCUCUGCGCUGAGUUCCAUGCCGGUUCAAGAGCAAUAUGCGGAGGACCGGUGUAUGUAAGCGAUAAGGUGGGGCACCAUAACUUUGAUCUUCUGAGAAAGCUAGUGUUGCCUGAUGGAACCAUACUCAGAUGCCAGCACUACGCCCUUCCCACCAGAGAUUGCCUCUUUGAAAACCCACUCUUUGAUGGCAAGACCCUCCUCAAAAUCUGGAACCUAAACAAGUUUUCUGGGGUUGUGGGAGUAUUCAACUGCCAAGGAGCUGGAUGGUAUCCGGAGGAGCACAAGUGUAAGGCCUACCCACAAUGCUACAAGGCCAUGUCUGGCUCGGUUUCUUCGGAUGAUGUUGAGUGGGAGCAGAAGGCUUCUACGGCAGAGUUUCGAGGUGCGGAUGAGUUUGCUGUCUACCUCAACAAAUGUGAUAAUCUACGGUUGGUGAAGCCUAAAGAGCAGAUCAACAUCACCCUCCUGCCUUCAACAUUUGAAAUAUUCACCAUCUCCCCAGUUCACAAACUUAGAAAGGGAUCUAAAUUCGCAGGGAUAGGCCUUGAGAACAUGUUUAACAGUGGAGGGGCAAUUGAAGGCAUGGAGUGUGGCUGCAUAGGAGGGCUUUGUAGUGUGAAGAUGAAGGUUAAGGGAGCAGGGAAGUUCUUGGCCUACUCAAGUGAGAAGCCAGGGGAGGUUGUUCUGAAUGGGGAAAAGGUGAAGUAUGAGUGGACAAGCAAUGGAAUUCUGAGUUUUGAAGUCCCAUGGACUGGUGGGGAAUCAUCUGAUGUUCUCAUUCUAAUUCACUAAGAUAUUGGUGUGGAAGUCCUGGUUUUCAAAGGGACCAUAGAAAUAUAGGGAAAUUGACAUAGCUUUUGGGAUUACAAAGAUGGGUCAUGGGUGUUUUCAUUUUUGUUCUUCUCUAAUAUGCAAAGUAAUAGAUUUUUUUUUUAUACCACAACUCUUUAGACAAAUAUUGUAUAUUUGAUCUAUAAUGAAUUAAAGCAUUUAUGGUA